Aspergillus ibericus CBS 121593 is the source of this 1166-nucleotide messenger RNA. RefSeq names its product putative cytokinesis EF-hand protein Cdc4. Gene Ontology annotation, cellular component: myosin II complex. Gene Ontology annotation, biological process: mitotic actomyosin contractile ring assembly. Gene Ontology annotation, molecular function: calcium ion binding. The coding region runs from base 456 to 905 and encodes 149 amino acids. NCBI's taxonomy places the organism in Eukaryota, Fungi, Ascomycota, Eurotiomycetes, Eurotiales, Aspergillaceae. The transcript is spliced from 4 exons. The record is from RefSeq and is a predicted model, not a curated record.
CAACCUGCCAUUGCCGUUCCAGGUUGUUUAGAUCACCAUUCACUGCCCCUGUCGCCAUCCCUCGCAGACCGCCGCCACAUUCUAGUCGUGAAAUUACCAUCCCCAUCAAAGCCAACAAUCAUGGUACGUGGCCGCCUCUCAUUCCCUUGCUGUCAAUUAUAUGCAUCAUUAUCCCCGUGGUGGCGGGUGAGGAAUUGUCCGAAUGGCUUCAGGAUCUAGACAUCCUGCGUGGCAUCCCUGUUUGUUGAUUGUUGUCAUCCUCGGGGGUACCGUGUGCGGUUGGGUCCAUUGAAUCCCGACCCCUCUCGUCUGCCGUCCAAUCCCUCGUUUCCAUGGUUCACUAGUACUCGCUGCUUGUUCGUCAUCGGCCCUCCAUUCCCGUCCUCGUGUCAUUCUCAUCUUCUCUUCAUUCUCCUCUCUCGACUUGAAUUUCUGUACCUCUGCCCAUUUUCAAGAUGUCUCGCUCACCUGAAUAUCACCACGACCAGGCCUCGACCAACUACAAGGAAGCGUUCUCGCUCUUCGAUAAGCGCGGUACCGGAAAGGUCGCGAUCGAGUCGCUGGGCGAUCUCCUGCGGGCAUGUGGUCAGAAUCCCACUUUGGCGGAGAUCGCGGACCUUGAGAAGAGUAUCGGUGGAGAUUUUGACUUCGAGUCCUUUUUGAAGGUCCUCAACCGCCCCGGAGGCUUUCGUGACCCCGGAGAGCCCGACGAAUACUGCCGCGGCUUCCAGGUGUUCGACAAGGAUUUGACCGGGUUUAUCGGAGUGGGACAACUUCGUUACAUCUUGACGAAUCUGGGAGAGAAGAUGUCGGAUGAGGAGGUUGACGAGCUUCUCAAGGCCGUUGAUACCAGCUCUGGCGAGAUCAACUACACCGACCUCGUCCGCACCAUUCUGGCCAACUAAACGACACACGAUACCCUCCUGACGUUCCUGAUGAUUUCUGUUAUGACGCGAUCCUCCUACCCCCGUCCCGGAGUUGUUUGCUUGAGCAUAGUUUAGUUAUAGUGCAUUGUAUAUGGGUUACUGCUCGAUUCAGCCUCGGUUAAACAUAAAUGGUACACGGUCAUGGCACAUGGUGUAACGAGAUAAAGUGUACACGCGCGCUUUCUUCGCAGCCCAAGUAAACCCAUAUAUCAACUAACAAACAAACCAAUCAAUUCCCCU